GGAAUGAGAGUGACCUCUGGAUCGGUGACCUUGAAAAAGGACCAACAAAACCUCGUCGGGGUGAGUAUCGGAGGGGGUUCUCCUAACUGCCCCUGCCUCUACGUCGUUCAGAUCUUCGACAACACCCCAGCUUCCAGAGAUGGAACGCUGGCUGCGGGAGAUGAAAUUGUUGGCAUCGAUGGUUCCAGUGUGAAAGGGAAGACGAAAGUUGAGGUGGCUAGGUUGAUUCAAGCCACUAAGGAUAAGGUGACGAUCAACUUCAACAAGUUGCACGCAGACCCGAAGCAAGGAUUGACGCUAGAUCUAGUGUUGAAGAAGGUGAAACAUCGGGUCGUUGAGGGAAUGACGAGUAGCACUGCCGAUGCAUUGGGACUCAGUAGGGCGAUCCUCUGCAAUGAUUCUUUGGUGAAAAAACUGCAAGAAUUGGAGCGAGUCUCAGCAACGUACGAGAAGCUGGUGCAAAGGGUGAAGAAGUUUCUGAAAGCUUUCCUUGAAUUGUCUUUGGCGCAUAGAGAAUUCGGGGACGUGUUUUCAAGCAUUGGCGUGCGAGAACCUCACCACCAAGCCAGUCUGGUGUUCAGUAAGUUUGGAGAUACGCACCGAGAACUUGAGAAAAAUGCUCUGACUGCCAUCAAAGCGAUUAAGCCGAUGAUAAGUGAUUUGAAUACGUAUCUGAAUAAGGCAAUACCCGACACCAAGCUUACCAUCAGGAAAUACCUCGACUGCAAAUUUGAAUACCUGUCGUACUGCCUAAAAGUGAAGGAAAUGGAUGAUGAGGAAUACAGUUGUAAUGCACUCAAUGAAUGCCUGUACAGAGUUGAAACCGGGAACUAUGAAUACAGAUUAAUUUUGAGGUGUCGGCAAGAAGCGAAAGUAAAAUUUUCCAAGAAAAGAGCUGAUGUGCUGGUGAAGUUGGAGCUUUUGGAUAACAAACAUGUGCAAGACACGGUCUUCCAGUUACAGAGAUUAGUGACAUCACUAGCGAGAUAUCAAACGGAGAACAGCACCGUCAUGAAGGAUAACCAGCUGUUCCCCAUCGAGGUCGACCUUUGCAAAGGUGUGAUGGUUUUGCUGGCUUAA
Messenger RNA from Helobdella robusta, 1080 nucleotides. RefSeq lists its product as hypothetical. Gene Ontology annotation, molecular function: phospholipid binding; protein domain specific binding; protein kinase C binding. The transcript has 9 exons. Gene Ontology annotation, biological process: dendritic spine maintenance; receptor clustering; positive regulation of receptor internalization. NCBI's taxonomy places the organism in Eukaryota, Metazoa, Annelida, Clitellata, Rhynchobdellida, Glossiphoniidae. The record is from RefSeq and is a predicted model, not a curated record. Gene Ontology annotation, cellular component: postsynaptic early endosome; synaptic vesicle; trans-Golgi network membrane. The annotation marks the transcript as partial.